UCUCCUAUGAAAGCAGAGUAGAAAAUUGCACAAGGACAUCCAAACCAUCUUCAGAUCUUAUUUUAUUUGGCCCCGUACAAAUAAGUUCUGCCGGCCAUUUCUUCCACACAAAUUGCUGCAGAAGAAGAUGCUUCCGAGGCAUAGAUUUUUCAAGUUCAGAUCUCUCUUGAUUUCUCUCUGCUAGCUAGUCUCAUUUCUUCCACGCAGAGUCCGCGCUAGAGCUCUCAUCAUCCUCUAGCUUUCUUUUCCAGGGGACAGACAGCAAGAGUGUUCUGAUCGGCCAUUUGUUAGUAUAUACUUCUCCCCUCCUUGUCAGCGUCAGAUGAGUGCACGGCCCUGCUGCUUCGACGCAGCCUUGAGGUCCUGGGCGUUCAUGUCCAUGGCGCCGUGGAUCGUCAUCGACUACUCCAGGCUCAGCUGGCUCCUCUUCCGCGUCUUCAUCACCGACGGCAACCAACACGCCAAGCCCGGCGGCCUCUAGCACAGGCAUCUCCUAAUUUGCUUCCAUCUAUAAGGCAGCAAAUAGCUAGCUAGUCUCUUCUGUUUGUUGCUACCAAGUAAUUAAGCCCGGUCGAUCGAGCAUGUCCGGGCCACGGCGGUGCAGCGGCCGGCGGCCGGAGAGACCGGCGGUGGUGGGGGAGAACAGCAACGGAUACGUCGAGACCGACCCAACCGGUCGCUAUGGCCGGUUCGACGAGCUGCUGGGCAAAGGAGCAAUGAAGUGGGUGUACCGGGGUUUCGACGAGGAUCGCGGCGUGGAGGUUGCAUGGAACCAGGCGAGCCUCUGCGACGUGCUCCGGACGCCGGACGCGGUGCAGCGCAUGUACUCGGAGGUGCAGCUGCUGAGCACGCUCCGCCACGACGCCAUCAUCGUCUUCCACGCCUCCUGGGUGGACGUCCCCCGCCGCACCUUCAACUUCAUCACCGAGCUCUUCUCCUCCGGCACCCUCCGCUCGUACCGCCUCCGGUACCCGCGCGUGAGCCUCCGCGCCGUCCGGUCGUGGGCGCGCCAGAUCCUGCGGGGGCUCGCCUACCUCCACGCCCACGACCCGCCCGUCAUCCACCGCGACCUCAAGUGCGACAACCUCUUCGUCAACGGCCACCAGGGACAGGUCAAGAUCGGCGACCUCGGCCUCGCCGCCGUCCUCAGCGAGGCGGGGCAGGCCGCGCACAGCGUCAUCGGCACGCCCGAGUUCAUGGCCCCCGAGAUGUACGACGAAGAGUACAACCAGCUCGUGGACGUCUACUCCUUCGGCAUGUGCAUGCUCGAGAUGCUCACCACCGAGUACCCCUACAGCGAGUGCUCCAACCCUGCGCAGAUCUACAAGAAGGUCACCGCCGGCAAGCUACCCGACGCAUUUUACCGGGUGGACGACGACGAGGCCCGACGGUUCAUCGGCAGGUGCCUUGUCGCAUCCUCCAAGCGGCCGUCCGCGGCGGAGCUCUUGCUGGACCCUUUCCUUGACGAUCAUGCCACGUCGCCUUGUGCCACGAUGCCACUGCCAGUGCCAGGUGCUGCUCCCUUCACCUGCAGUGAUACAGCCGAACCAUUGUCGUCGUCGGACGAUCAGGACGUGGCGGAGGAGGCAGAGCUGCCGGCAAGGACUGACAUGACCAUCACCGGCAAGCUAAACAGCGAGCAGGACACCAUCUUCCUCAAAGUACAGAUCGCCGAUGAGACAGGCCAUGCUCGGAACAUCUACUUCCCGUUCGACAUGGUGGGCGACACGGCGAUGGCGGUGGCGAAUGAGAUGGUGAAGGAGCUGGACAUCACCGACCGGGACCCCUCGGAGAUCGCGGCCAUGAUCGAGCAGGAGAUCGGCAGGCUGCUGCCCGCCGGCAGAGAGCAGCACGAGUACACGUACGCGCAUGAUGACGACGACGAAAACGAGGAGCAGCCUCCUCCUUUCUACUACCUCUCCUCUUCUCCCACCUCCUCCUCGGGGGGUUUGUCUGGCCCACACGGCGGUGGCUGGUCCAAAGAUCACUGCUACUACGCUUUAAGCGACGACGAUGACAUGAGCUCCAUGCACUCCGGUAAGUACUCUGCUACGCAUUACGACACCCCAGGUCACGAAGAAGACGGACAUGUUGGGACCAAGACGAAGACCACAAGAUUCAGCCCAGCAGGAGAGAUCAGCAGCAGCAGCAGCAGAAGCCCAAGGAGAGCAGAUACGCUGGCGCAGCAGCUGCAGCGGCAGUGCAGCGUGUCGCCGCACGCGGGCCGGCCGCGGCGGCGCGACGACGAGCGUCGCGGGAGGAUGACCCGGAACCGGUCGAUGGUGGACAUGCGGAGCCAGCUGCUGCACCGGACGCUGGUGGAGGAGCUCAACCGGCGGCUCUUCUUCAACACCGUCGGCGCAGUCGAGGACAUCGGGUUCCGCCACUACUCGUCGUCGUCAACGCGUGGACCGCGGAAGGAGAUGCAAAGACGAUAAGCAGCAGUACUACAUAUUUUGAGCAAUCUGAAUUUUCUUGCAAUAUAUAGGAGUAAUAUCUAUGCAUGCUUGACACAGAUUGAAGAAGGUUCUUCUUCCCUUUUGCCAUGUUUUAGCUAAGGGUUUUCUUGUAAAAAAUCACAGACUAUUUUUCUUUUUUUUAAGCCCAAGGAGAGCUAGAUGCUUGCCUAAAUUGUCUUUUUUUUUGUCCUAUAAAUUAACUACGUACGUGCUCUGGUAUUGCAAUUCGUGCGUAUACUACAAAUAUUUGCUAUAUAUAAAGAGAAGAAAAUUCAAUUCAUUGCAACCUCCGAGAGGGGAAAUACGCAUGCAUUUCGCUGUAUAUAAAUCGGAACUUCAAUUCGUUUGCCAAGUAGAGAGUUAGAUGAAAUUACUUACACGUAUAUGCUGGAAAACACCCAGAUUAAAAGCAGAGUGGAAAUAAAGAACUUGCCUGCGUGUAUAGUAUAUGAACUAGAUAACUAUAUAUAUUCAUACAUUCUAUCCGGCAAAACAAAGAGAAUGAAAAAAAAGAAUUUUCAUGCCAUUUCAAGCACAGAGAUAAGAGAAAACAAAACAAAGAAGAAGAAGA
Phragmites australis (common reed) is the source of this 3030-nucleotide messenger RNA. Its product is annotated as probable serine/threonine-protein kinase WNK7. The transcript is spliced from 5 exons. NCBI's taxonomy places the organism in Eukaryota, Viridiplantae, Streptophyta, Magnoliopsida, Poales, Poaceae. The coding region runs from base 582 to 2438 and encodes 618 amino acids. Gene Ontology annotation, cellular component: cytoplasm. Gene Ontology annotation, biological process: intracellular signal transduction; protein phosphorylation. The record is from RefSeq and is a predicted model, not a curated record. Gene Ontology annotation, molecular function: ATP binding; protein serine/threonine kinase activity.